CUCCCCCUCAGUCUCUCCCCUGAUGAUUUCAUUAAGACUCCCACAGGAGAUCUCUUUGUGAAGGAUUCUGUAAGGAAAGGUUUGCUGCCUGAAAUCCUGGAGAAUCUGCUGACAGCCCGAAAGAGGGCGAAGGCUGAGUUGAAGAAGGAAGCCGACCCGUUUAAACAGAAGGUUCUGGACGGGAGGCAGCUGGCUCUGAAGAUCAGCGCCAAUUCAGUGUACGGCUUCACUGGGGCACAAGUGGGCAAACUGCCCUGCCUGGAGAUCUCCCAGAGUGUCACGGGGUUCGGUAGGCAGAUGAUUGAGAAAACGAAACAGCUGGUAGAAUCCAAAUACACUGUUGCCAACGGAUACCAAGCAGAUGCUAAAGUCAUUUAUGGCGACACGGACUCCGUGAUGGUCAAACUGGGAUUGGAGACUGUGGAGGAAACAAUGAAACUGGGAAGAGAAGCCGCUGGCUGGGUUUCCAGUCACUUUGUACCCCCCAUCAAACUGGAGUUCGAAAAGGUGUAUUACCCCUAUCUCUUGAUCAGUAAGAAGCGCUAUGCUGGUCUGUAUUUCUCCUCCAAUCCGCACACUCAUGAUAAGAUGGAUUGUAAAGGGAUCGAGACCGUCCGCAGAGACAACAGCCCCCUGGUGGCCAAUCUGAUUAACACCUGCCUGAAGUUCAUCCUGAUAGACAGGGAUCCUAUGGGAGCUGUGGAUCAUGCUAAGGAAGUGAUCUCAGACCUGCUGUGUAACCGCGUGGAUAUCUCUGAGCUCGUCAUCACCAAGGAGCUGACCCGCACGGCUGAGGAGUACGCGGGCCGGCAAGCACACGUGGAGCUGGCAGAGAGGAUGAGGAAGAGGGACGCGGGCAGCGCCCCAAAUUUGGGGGACAGGGUCCCCUACGUUAUCAUCAAAGCUACCAAAGGAGUUGCUGCCUACAUGAAGUCAGAGGAUCCGAUCUUCGUUUUGGAGAAUAACAUCCCCAUUGAUAGUCAGUACUAUCUGGAGCAGCAGCUCUCCAAACCCCUGCUGAGGAUUUUCGAGCCCAUCCUGGGAGAGACGAGAGCAGAGAGCGUUCUCCUGAAGGGGGAUCACACACGAUGCAAAACCGUUUUAACCUCCAAAGUCGGGGGGCUGAUGGCGUUUGCUAAGAAGAGAAGCACGUGCAUCGGCUGCAAAGCUGUGCUGAGUCACGACGGUGUGUCUGUGUGUGUGUGUGUGUGUGUGUGUGUCUAACCCCCAGAGUAACAUCACAGUGUAAUAAAG
This is a messenger RNA of Acipenser ruthenus (sterlet), 1254 nucleotides long. RefSeq names its product DNA polymerase delta catalytic subunit-like. Gene Ontology annotation, biological process: DNA replication proofreading; nucleotide-excision repair, DNA gap filling; base-excision repair, gap-filling. Lineage: Eukaryota; Metazoa; Chordata; Actinopteri; Acipenseriformes; Acipenseridae. Gene Ontology annotation, molecular function: DNA binding; 3'-5'-DNA exonuclease activity; DNA-directed DNA polymerase activity. The record is from RefSeq and is a predicted model, not a curated record. Gene Ontology annotation, cellular component: delta DNA polymerase complex.